CUGAUGUGUUUGGAACUCGGACCGGUGCAUCAAUAAUCUGACAUCGGCUACAGCUCAAUCCUGUUACAUGUUAACUAAUAUUAUAAAAAACAGGUAAUAAACAAGGAGUAAAAUGCAGUCGGAUGACGCGCAGUAUCUCAAACGGAAAGUGAAGCCGGGGAAUAUCGAUGUUCACCCCACAGAGAAGGCUCUGGUGGUGCACUACGAGGUGGAGGCCUGCGUCCUGGGAGAAAACGGAGACUCCGUACACGAGGAGCGUAAAGAGUGUCAGAAGAUCAUACGACUGAAGAGUCUCAACGCCAGCACAGACGUCUCCUCUCUCGCCAGGAAGGUGGUGGACGAGUGCAAACUCAUCCAUCCAUCCAAAGUGGCCGAGGUGGAACAUCUGCUCUUCUACCUGCAGAACCGCAAGAAGCCCAGCAGUAAAGCAGAGAAAGAGGAGAAGAAGUUGGUGAAACCCCGAGAGCUCACGCCGUUUGAGGGGAUGGAGCUCGACGAGGAGGCCAACAUCAAUAAGAUAGAGAAUUACGUCGAGCUGCUAUAUGAGGGAAUCCCGGAGAAGAUCAGAGGCUCCACCCUCAUCCUCCACCUCGCCCGAAAUCCCGAUAACCUGGAGGAGCUGCUGCAGAACGAAGUCGUGCUCGGUGCUCUAGCGAGAGUGUUAAGAGAGGAUUGGAAGCAGAGCAUGGAGUUGGCCACCACCAUCAUUUACAUCUUCUUCUGUUUCUCCAGCUUCUCCCAGUUCCACGGUUUGAUCACGCACUAUAAGAUCGGCGCUUUAUGCAUGACCAUCGUCGAGCACGAGCUGAAGAGAUACGACCUGUGGCAGGAGGAGCUGGAGAAGAAGAGCAAAGCCUGUGAAGAAGAUGCUGAUAACCAGAACCUGAAGAAAGAACAUGAAAAGGCUUAUAAAAAAUACCAGAGUCUUCUGGUGAAGCAGGAGCAGCUGCUGAGAGUGGCUCUGUAUCUGCUCUUGAACCUGGCUGAGGACACACGCACAGAGCUGAAGAUGAGGAACAAGAACAUCGUGCAGCUGCUGGUUAAGACUCUGGAUCGGGAUAACGAGGAGCUCCUGGUGCUCGUCGUCUCCUUCCUCAAGAAGCUCAGCAUCUUCCUGGAGAACAAGAACGACAUGGCGGAGAUGGACACCAUCGAGAAGCUCGCCCGCUUGGUGCCCUGCGAUCACGACGAUCUGCUGAACGUCACACUGCGCCUCCUGCUCAACCUCUCCUUCGACACGGGACUACGAAACAAGAUGGUGCAGGUCGGCCUCCUGCCCAAACUCACCGCCAUGCUGAGCAGUGAGACUCAUAAGCAGAUAGUGAUGUGUAUCCUAUACCACAUCAGCAUGGACGACCGCUCCAAAUCCAUGUUCGCCUACACUGACUGCAUCCCUCAGCUGAUGAAGAUGCUGUUUGAAAACAGAGAGGAGAGAAUCGACUCGGAGCUCAUCUCCUUCUGCAUCAACCUGGCAGCUAACAAGAAAAACGCUCAGAUCAUCUGUGAAGGAAACAGUCUGAAGAUGCUGAUGAAGAGAGCGCUGAAGUUUAAAGACCCACUGCUUAUGAAGAUGAUCAGGAACAUCUCACAACAUGAUGGCCCGCUCAAACAGCUUUUCCUGGAUUACGUGGGUGAUUUGGCGGCUCAGAUCAGUCCUGAAGAAGACGAGGAGUUUGUGAUCGAGUGUUUGGGCACGUUGGCGAACCUCACCAUCCCUGACCUGGACUGGGAGCUGUUGCUCCGCGAAUACAACCUCGUCCCCUACCUCAAAGAGCGCCUCAAACCUGGCUCAGCAGAGGACGACCUGAUCCUGGAGGUGGUUAUACUGAUUGGCACUGUGUCCAUGGACGACUCCUGUGCUGCCAUGUUGGCCAAAUCUGGCAUCAUUCCUGCUCUUAUAGAGCUUCUUAAUGCCCAACAGGAAGAUGACGAGUUUGUGUGUCAGAUUGUCUAUGUUUUCUAUCAGAUGGUUUUCCACCAGGCCACCAGAGAUGUCAUUAUUAAAGACACCCAGGCUCCAGCGUACCUCAUCGACCUCAUGCACGACAAAAACGCAGAGAUCAGGAAAGUGUGUGACAACACACUGGACAUCAUCGCAGAGUAUGAUGAACAGUGGUGUUGUAAGAUCCAGUGUGAGAAGUUCCGCUGGUUUAACUCUCAGUGGUUGGAGAUGGUGGAGAGCCGGGAGACGGAGACGGAGCCGUUCCUCUACGGAGACACAGAGACACUGGAACCACCGGACCUGUUCUACAGCACGGAUGGGAUGCCUCCUGAUGCAGGUCUGAGUCCGGACCCGUACGCUCAGUAUGGAGACUUCGGCGCAUGCAACGGCUCAAACGGCCGCCCUGCCACUGCGUACGGGUUUCGCCCAGACGAGCCGUUCUACCACUGAGUCUCCAGCUAGAGGAAAACAAUCAUCGCUCAUACCCGCAGUCCAUUUCCACACCACACUGAGUCCAGAAUAAGACGCCCAGCUUAUGAAAAAGCCCAGAUUGCUCCGUUUUCAGAGAUCUGGAGAUAAACAUAAAGCUCCUCUGAAAGGAGAUUUAAAAUAUACACAUUAAGAGGAGUCCAGAUUAAAAUAAACAGAUUAAAAGGAGUUCAGAGUAAAACAUCCAGAUUAAGAGGAGUUCAGAUUAAACCUUACAGAGAAGAGAAGUAAAAAUUAGUCCCGAUUAAGGUAUUUAAAAUAUGAAAAUCCAAAUUAAAAAAAAAAACAAAAACUCCAAUUUAGGAUAUACAGAUUAUGAAAAAACAAGAUUAAGACCUUGAAUAUAAAACAUCCAAAUUAUGAGAUACCCAGAAUAGGACGAGUCGAGAUUAUUCAUCCAUUUCCAUUUUCCUCCUGCUUUUCCUGGUAAGUAUCACAGUGAGCCUAGACUAAGAUAUCCAUAUUAAGAGAGGUCCAGAUUUAGACAUCCAGGAUUAUAAUAUCUACAGGGGUCCAGAUGAAAAUAUUCAGAUUAACAGGAGUCCAGAUUAUGAUGGAGUGACUUCCAGGUCAAGAGAACUCCAAAUUGGAAGUCCAGAUAAAAAAGCUACCAAAUUAAAAAGAUCCAAAUCAAGAGAAAUAUAAAUGAAUACAUCCAGAUUAGAAUGAGGUCCAGAUCAAAACAGCUGGGAUUAAGAAAAAAUUGGCUAAAUAGAUAAAAGUUCUCUUUAUUUUCUAGAAGUUUCUUCCUCUGGAGCCGAGGUGUCGUUGAGCAUCACUAAUCUGUGAUCACGCUACGAUCGUACGUACAGGGUCGAGCGUUACACUGCCCUUUGAAUUUUGCUCACGUUAACCUCGUUGAUAAUUUUUCAGUUUAAUGUUAGAUUAUUUAUAUUAUUUAUAUUUUUUGAAAGUCACUUUAAAUGAUUAUUAUAUUAGUUUGAACUGACUGCACUUUAAUUUUUAUAACACUAACCCCACUUUAACGCUUUAUUCAGUACAUGAAUAUGCUAAUAUACACUUUUUUCGCCAGUAUAUUUAAGGAAUCGCAUUACGUCCAUCUUGCCAAAAUCCUUCCGACUAAAGAUCAAACAUAUUAAACAUUAAUACUCUCAAAGCUACUAAAGAGUUAGUCAUGAAAUAAAACACACACACCCUGACUUUACCUAUACACUCAUCCUUGGGUGAUCAGUGAUGGCACAAAAAUGUUUGCUACAAACUCGUUUUUAAUUCCUUAAGGUAAAAGCUUUUACCUAACACUAGCUAGCUAGAUAAUUAUCUUAUCUAACGUAAAUGUUACCUCACUGAUGUUACAUUGCUAGCCGUAAAUUAGAAAAAUAGAAAAACAACAAUAAAUUUUAAUGCUAAACUUUACAUGGAGUCAAAGAAAUGAAACUCAAGGCUAGUGCUGAUGCCAUGUGAUAGAGUUUGUCAUUUGGAUGAUCAAAUUCUCGGCAAAAUCAGGAUGUGAUAAAAUACUGAAUUUGAAAAGUCUUAACCGUAUAUUCACUCUUACUCCAAUAUGUUUACUGUCCUGACGUUCAUGUAUGAGCAGAUAUUCCAUUAUUAGCCUGAUGUAUUAGCCUAGCAUGUAUAGAAUGAGUAUACUGAAGUUUGAACUUUCAGUAUUUCAGAUUUAGAGUGACUGAUGACCUGAGCCAUAGGAGUAUACGAUCUUUUUUGUAGCAGCAACGCAGACAUUAUGUUGACCUUCCACUCUUUGUACUGAUAACUUCACAAUAUUUUUAUGCAGUUUCUGUUGCAUUCUGUUUGGAGAGUUAUCGCUUUGAAUGUAGCCUGCUUUCCCUAUUUUUUUAGAUAGCAAACUAUACAAGUUUCCAUUAUAUAUACUUAAGAUUACAGCCUUUAUUUUAGUAAAUUGCUUUAGUGUUUUUAAUAGCCAUUGCUUUCUGACAGCUUGACAAAACAACCUGGUCAUAAAGAUUAUUAAAAACACAUUACAGCUAUAAUGUAAAGAAUAAAGUCUCCCUGCACUGCAAAAGGAAAAUGUGAAACAUAAAAUAAACCGAUGUUCAACUAAA
Pangasianodon hypophthalmus (striped catfish) is the source of this 4473-nucleotide messenger RNA. It is a transcript of the gene kifap3b, whose product is annotated as kinesin-associated protein 3b. Gene Ontology annotation, biological process: microtubule-based movement; cilium organization. Gene Ontology annotation, molecular function: kinesin binding. The transcript has 20 exons. The record is from RefSeq and is a predicted model, not a curated record. Lineage: Eukaryota; Metazoa; Chordata; Actinopteri; Siluriformes; Pangasiidae. Gene Ontology annotation, cellular component: ciliary transition zone; kinesin II complex; axoneme. Bases 113 to 2392 code for a protein of 759 amino acids.